Nezara viridula (southern green stink bug) is the source of this 705-nucleotide messenger RNA. The record is from the annotation of a GenBank genome assembly. NCBI's taxonomy places the organism in Eukaryota, Metazoa, Arthropoda, Insecta, Hemiptera, Pentatomidae.
AUGGCUGAUGAAAUUGCAUCAGCAAUGGAGCAGGAAAUGGUGGAAGAACAGGCUAUAAAGUGCCCAAGGCCUUCAGCAAAGAGGCAAAGGAAAGGAUCUCCUGACGCCCGAGAAGAAACAGAUAAAGAACGUGUAGACGAUAGUCUUCUGCAAGAUGCACGUAGAAUCAAAGAAAACAUCAGGGUCUACAUGAACGCAACAGACAGGAACGUGAGUGCGAAGGUACAAAAGCACGUUAAUGGGAAAAUUCAGCAGUUAAUAGAUAUAAUGGAGACAAUAUAUGAUAAGAACUAUGAAAAAACGUUUUUAGUACAACGUGUGGUAAAGGACACAUUAGCUUCCUCUGAAAUGUAUGAUAUCAUAGUAAAUGCAUUAGUGGAAAAAGCAGUACCUAUGGUUAUCGAGGGACUCAAGUCGGAAAGUAAAACCAUACAAAGACCACUGUCAGAACCUCAGACAUCUCGGGAGUUUCCAUGCGUUAAAGAACAACCGCUAUUAGCCGAUGCCCACGCUAUUAUUGAGACCACGGAGAAUGAAAGUUUCCAGGAACUUACGAAGUUAGGGAGACUUGGAGGAAGUGCAAAUUGGACUAAACUAGUUUUGGAGGGCGGAAGACGUAGCGGUCACCUGGGUACUAUUAGUAUGUAUAGGCCGGCAGCUAACUUGCCCAUUCCGGGCACUAAGGCCCUCAAAGAAUGGGCUUAA